Messenger RNA from Trichoplax adhaerens, 999 nucleotides. RefSeq lists its product as uncharacterized. The transcript has 10 exons. Bases 1 to 999 code for a protein of 332 amino acids. NCBI's taxonomy places the organism in Eukaryota, Metazoa, Placozoa, Uniplacotomia, Trichoplacea, Trichoplacidae. Gene Ontology annotation, cellular component: integrator complex. The record is from RefSeq and is a predicted model, not a curated record. Gene Ontology annotation, biological process: snRNA 3'-end processing.
AUGGCUACCGGUGGAGUGGAUUGGGAUGGAUCGUUUACUCAUCAGCAUGAUUGGCGAGAUGCAAAUUCUGCCAUGAUUGAACUAGAAAAGGGCCUUCGCUCAUCCAAUAUUGGUGAACAAUGUGAAGCGAUUGUUCGCUUUCCGAAAUUGUUUGAAAAGUUUCCUUUUCCUAUCCUCGUCAAUUCGGCGUUUAUGAAAUUAACCGAUUUAUUUUAUUCAGGGAGUAAUUUUCUACGCCUUUGCAUUUUACAAGUUACUAAAGACAGUCGAAAACAUUUAGGAAAGAUUUUAAAUGUUGAAGAUUGUGUUCGACGUUUAUAUUCUGUCAUGUUAAGUAAUGAUCCUGUUGCAAGAGCAAUCACUUUAAGAGUGUUUGGAAAUAUUGCUUCCAUUAUCGCCGAGCACAAGAAUAUUCACCAUAGCAUACAACAUAGCCUAGACUCUCACGACCAUAUUGAAUUGGAAGGUGCUAUUCUCGCUUCUUACCGACUUAGUGCAGAAUCGGCGACUUUUGCUUCCGCAAUCUGUAGUAAAAUCGCAAAUAUGAUCCAAGGAAUGGGCACAUCCAUAGAAGUGAAAAUAAAAAUGAUUCGCAUACUACGUUACAUGCAUCACGAUGAAGAAUCGAUAUCCAAGGCGCGUCAGUUGUGUCACACGCUUUUAAUUGCGUAUCCUGGCUCCAAUUUUGUAAAGAUUACUCUCCACGUUUUAUCUUUACUAUCUAUUAAAUCAGUAUUAGACAUUUCUCAUCAGAUUUCCUUCUUAUUGAAUUACUUAAAAUCGGAUCAAAGAUUAGAGAUUCGUAGAAUAGCUAUUCAAGAUUUAAGAUUAUUUGCUAGAAAAGUGCCUCAUAUGUGGAAUAAGGAAGAUAUUCAGGGAUUAUGUGAGAUCCUUCUAUCCUUUCCUCAGCAAGAGAUUCAAAUACUUAUUUUGCGAACCUUAGUGAUACUGGCUCAUUCUGUAGCGGUAAAAUGCAUGGCAGAAUGCGAAGGUAUGUGA